Molecule: messenger RNA, 3627 nt
Organism: Arachis stenosperma
Lineage: Eukaryota; Viridiplantae; Streptophyta; Magnoliopsida; Fabales; Fabaceae
Product: histidine kinase CKI1-like
Exons: 7
Coding region: 1-3627 (1208 amino acids)
Biological process (GO): phosphorylation; phosphorelay signal transduction system
Cellular component (GO): nucleus
Molecular function (GO): phosphorelay sensor kinase activity
Source: RefSeq, a predicted model, not a curated record
AUGGCAAAGACAAACGCUCAAGAAUCUUUCCAGAGAGUCCAGGAGGCCAAAGCCAAGUCUCGCGCUCGGACUGGUGGUGCCAGGGUUAUCUCUCCUCCUCCUCCUCCUCCUCGGAACAUUGGUACUCUUUCCAAGCCCAUGGUGAUUUCUUCUUCAGCUCCCUCUCAGCCGCCCCUUGUCGUUCGACCUUCCCCCGAUCCAAAGAAGCGCAAGACCUUACAGUCUGGCUCUUCUGGUGAGGUUAAGGCGGAUGCUAUUGUGUUCGUCCGAAAGAAUAUCUAUCCUCAUGCUCGUAUAAGCAUGGAUGAUAUGUCCGUUCGGAGCCACCUUACCACUAUGAUCGAGGAGAGUCUCAAAGCGGCGGGGGUUUGUGGCAAACUCUUGGAUAUUUUCGAGAAGGCUCCUCUUAGCUCUUUAGGGAUGACCUCGAGGGUCGAGGAGCUGGAAGGAAGGCUUCGUUCAUACCAAGAGCAUGAGGGAGAGUUGAAGAAGGAAAUCGCCAAGCUGAGGAAGGAGAGAGAUACCCUCCGGGAGAAAGGGACGGUUUUGCAGGCCCAAUGCAACAUGGAGAUGGAGUUGAGGAAAACAGCGCAGUCAGAAAUUGAGGCAUUGACAACACUCAUACAACCCAUGAAUUAUUCCUCCAAGAAUUUAGCAAGAUUUAUAAAUUCAUCUCUCAAUGCUACCAACAUCUCAUUCUCUGACAUUAAAACCAAGGUUGCUCCAUUAUUAUUUGAAUCAUUUGAGACGGUUCCUCAAUUAGCCCAAAUCUCAUACAUAGGAAUGGAAGGUUACUUUUUUUCAUUCUACAAUGGUGAUCAUGGUCAACCUCUCGCAAUAUACUCAAAUCGUUCAACAUCUUCUUCCAUUAUUUCUAAGCAUUAUUAUGUUCAGCCGGUGAAUCCUGAAAAUGGAAAAUUAUAUGGGAAUGCAACAAUAUUUGAUUCCUAUGUUAAUACAACUUGGGUUGGGGAAGCACUACAUGGUUCAAAUGAUGGAUUUGUCACAUUGGGAAAAAAGCUUAGCAAUGAUCAAGAAUUCUUGUUCAUUAGUUCAUCAAGAAUCACAAAAACAGGUUCAGUGAUCUCCCUUGGAGUUCAAGCAACAAAAAUAACUGGUUUUUUCUUUAGUGUUAUUAGUCAUCACCAAGGUGCCAUGUUGUAUCUAGCUACAAAAGAUGGACAAGUGCUUCAAGAAGGGAUCAAGAAUACUCAUAUGAUUGUUUCUAAGAACGACACAGUUUCGGUUCAAUAUGUGAAUAAUCACACUAGUUAUUAUCAGGGUUCAGUUACAUGCAAAAAUGAUGAAGUUGUUGCUUCUACUUUGAAGAUUCAGGGUGUUGAGUAUUUAACGCACUGCUCCUCAAUUCAGAUAAUGGGAAUCAAAUUGGUGUAUGUUGUGGGAGUGCCGAAAAAUGGAGCAAUGAUCAGUUUCAUAAAGGAAUUUAAGAGAUAUGAGUUGAUGGUACUGAGUGCCAUGGUGAUUAUGUCCUUAAUUGGCACAAUUAGCAUUGUAAUUAUGAAAAAGGCACUAAAGAAGCAAAAAGAAGCAACGGAGGAAGCUGAGAGAAAGAGUAAGAAUAAGAGCAUUGCUUUUGCGACAGCAUGCCAUGAUGUUCGUGCUUCCCUCGCAGCCCUGACUGGUUUGAUAGAGUUGUCAUCUUCGCAACUUGUCCCUUCUUCAUCAGAAUUAAACUCCAAUCUCAAACAAAUGGACUCUUAUACCAAAGAUUUACUAGGAAUGCUGAAUUCCAUAUUGGAUGCAAGCAAGAUUGAAGCAGGGGAAAUGCAACUUGAAGAAGAAGAAUUUGAUGUGUUCCAAUUCCUAGAGGAGGUAGUUGAUUCUUACCAUAAUGUGGCUAUGAAGAAAGGAGUAGAUAUUGUAUUGGAACCUUUCAAUGACUCAGUUCACAGAUAUUCACACACAAAAGGUGACAGAGUUAAACUCAAGAGAGUCUUAUGCAACUUAUUAGACAAUGCUGUUAAAUUCACUGAUGAAGGACACAUAGCAGUUAGGGUAAGGGCACAGAAACCUGCAUUGCAAAACUCAAUGUCCAUGAUGAGGGUUACUAACCAAAAUAGACCUUGGUCAUGCUUAUUCAUCAAAAGAAAAAAUAAUGAACGACGGAAUGAUGAUGACAUAGAAGCUGCUAAUUCAACCCAACCAGAUCCUAGUAAUACCAUGGAUUUCAUAUUUGAAGUUGAAGAUACUGGCAAAGGAAUUCCCAAAGACAAGCAUGAGUCUGUGUUUGAGAAUUAUGUCCAAGUCAAAGAAACUGCUAUUGACCAUGGUGGAACUGGCUUGGGACUUGGCAGUGUGAGAUCUUUGGUUCGAUUGAUGCAUGGAGAUAUUAGAAUUGUGGAGAAGGAUAAUGGUGGAAAAGGAACAUGUUUCAGGUUCAAUGUGCACCUCACUGUAUGUGAGAAAAGAACAGAUGAUAUCACAAGAGAAAGUGAAUCUAAACCAGUUGACAGAACUCAAUCACACAGGUCAACCAUUCAUGCUACUAGUUCUGGUUCAAGCAUGUGUUCCUUGAGUCCCAAGUUACCUAUUUUCGGCCCUAGCACUUUUCGGCAUGAGGGAUCUCGAGUUGUUCUCUUGAUUCAAGGAGAAGAGCGCCGAAGAGCAACACAAAGGUUCAUAGAGAGAAAAGGGAUCAAAGUUAAGGUUGUUAAGCAGUGGACUAAUCUGUCUCAUACCCUCAAUAAGAUAAAAAAGAAGGGUCUGAAUAGCUUAAGUUCAGGUUCUAGUUCUAGUUCUGCAACACAUGGUUCUACUAAUGCCCCUUUGAGUGCUUCCAUGGAUGAAAUUGAAUCUACCCAAGGAUUCGUCCUGAUUGUGAUUGAUGCAAAAGCAGGACCAUUUCAAGAACUAUGCAGGGUGGUCUCUGAAUUCAAGAGAGGCAUUUGUAUUUCUUGUAGAGUUGUUUGGUUAGAGAAUCCAAUUUCUCCUAAUCUUGAUUUCAAUAGCCUAAAUGAGGAUGAUUAUGAUCCCAAUGACAUUGUUCUUCAUAAACCAUUACAUGGUACCUCUUUGUUCCAAGUUUUAAGUCUUCUUCCAGAGUAUGGUGAUGGAUCAAUUCAAAGAGCUGAACUAGAAAAGUGCGGCACUUCAAGGUCAAGGAGUGGGAAGGAACCACAACAAUCCAUUGGAGAUCAAUCUCAUGAUCAAGGAGGAACAAAAGAGUGUGAAGUUCCAAGAAGCAGUGACAAGCCCUUGAGUGGUAAGAGAAUCAUGGUGGUUGAAGACAAUAACACGAUCCGCAAGAUAGCUUCUGCUUCUUUGGAACAGCUUGGUGCUUCUGUUGAGAAAUGUGAGAAUGGUGAACAAGCUGUGGAGCUAGUUAAAGAGGGUCUAACUAGAGAUUUUCCAAAUCUUCCAUAUGAUUACAUUUUUAUGGACUGCCAGAUGCCAGUGAUGAAUGGAUAUGAAGCAACAAGGCUAAUAAGAGAGAUAGAGAAGGAGUAUAAUAUUCACAUUCCUAUAUUUGCAUUAACUGCUAAUACUCAGGAAGAGGCAAACCCAUUAGAAGCUGGAAUGGACCAUCACUUAGUCAAACCCAUUGACAAAAAGGGUUUGCUUGAAGCCAUCACAAAAGUACACGAUAGAGUUGCCAUUAGAGAGUGA